AUGAAUGUAACAUUCAGCAACCGUGGCCAGAACAACCUGACCUACAGUGCUCAGAUCGUGUGUGAGGAGGGCUUCAUGUUCAAGCAAGAGGAGUACACGAUGAGCAUGCCACUGCUUGCUGUUUGUAAUGAAGGUGGAAUCUGGGAUUGGGGGUCACCAAAUUUCACUCGUACGCCAACUUGCCAAAUUGUCUUUUGUGGAUUUCCGCCACAAAUACCUAAUGGCUUUGUCAAGGAUAUUGGAGGAAAUGUAACAUACAAAACGGUAGCCACUUAUCAGUGUUUUGAUGGAUUUGAAAUGAAGGGGUUACCAAAUGUGACGUGUGAAGCUAGAGGCAACUGGUCACAGGUUCCAUCUUGUGAAGCUGAAAAGUGCACAGCAGUGCCCACAAUUGCAAAUGCAACCUACAACUUUACAUUUGGUGAUGGAAGUAACUUGAGUUAUGGCACUGUUGUCAAGUACACCUGUGAUACAGGCUUUGAACUGGUGGGAUCACAACAGAUUGUAUGUCUGUCAAACAAGACCUGGUCUCAUGAGGCGCCAUCUUGCAAAAAAUUGACAUGUCCCCUGCCAAAAAUACAACAUGGCCAGUACCGCUCAACAUCUGCAGUUCUGCCAAGUUUUGGGGAGACAGUUGGUCUGUUUUGUGACUCUGGGUAUCAGAUCAACAGAACAGGAACACCAGAUGACACUUCUCUUAUGUGCGGUUCUAAUAGAACACUCAGUCCUGAGAAUGAUGUCUGUGUUGAUAUUGACGAAUGCAGUAGCACAAACUUGAACAAUUGCUCAGCAACUCAAGAAUGCAUCAAUAAGGAAGGAUCUUUCACAUGUAUCUGCAAGAGCGGUUAUAAUGGAACAGAUUGCACUGACGUGGAUGAAUGUGUCCUGGGCAUGUGCAAUCAGAGCUGUACAAACCUUCCAGGUUCCUACUCCUGCUCCUGCUAUCAAGGCUACGUACUCUAUACUGAAAAUGGUACCAAUGGUUUCUAUAUACCAGCUGGUGAAGAUGGGCUGAAACCUGGCGAUGUCUUCCAGAUUAACAACACGUGUGUCCCUGUCUUGUGUAUCAUGGGACCUGAGCCACCUGUAAAUGGAAAAACUUUAAUGGUCAAGCAAACCUAUUAUUUUAAUGAAACUGUUAAUGUUGUCUGCAACUUUGGCUACAUGUUGGAGGGUUCAUCCUUUGCCACAUGCCAGAGUGAUGGUAACUGGACAUACAGUGCUAAUCCUGCAUGCACAAAAAUGACCUGCCCACAACCCAACACCACUGAGCAUGAAACAUCCAGGACCCCAGUAACAGGGGACAUAGAGCCAGGAGCUGCUCUCACAAUCACCUGUCAACUGAAUGAUGGAAGUGGGAAAUUCAUCAACAAAAGCAUGUUCUGUGCCCCAAGUCCCAGUGGGGAUGGAAUGUUUAUGCUUCAAGGAGAUGAUCCAACAUGUCCAGAGGUCAACUGUGGAAAACCACUAGACAUCCCCGGUGGGAAUCCUGCUAAUAUUGAUAACACAACCUAUGGCAGGUCAUUUGAGUUUUCUUGUGAUGGCAGUAGAGGAUUUACCGUGAAAGGAGCAUCAACCCUAGGCAACACUACUGUUGUUUGUCAGAGUAAUGGUCGCUGGGGUUAUGCCAAUCUGACAUGUGAAGGUUCCAGAUGUCAGGACCCUGGGACAUUGGCUGGAACAGCUCAGAUUGUGAAAACAAGCUAUGAAAUAGAUCAAAUAGUUCAGUACAACUGUACAAAGCCAGGUUUUACCACUGUUACAAAUGACACUCUGGUGUGUGAAUACAAGAAUGGUAAAGCACAGUGGAGUGCUGAUCCCCCUUCUUGUGAAGAUAAGGUACCUCCAAUGAUCACAUGCCCUAUAGUGCAGCCAUUGGAUCUGUACAGCACAUUAGUGUACCCACCUCCCGUUGUAAUGGACAACUCAAACACCACCUGUUUUCUGACCGAGUCUGGACCUCCAUCUGGAGACUCAUUGGUGUCGGGUAAUGUGACAGUCACAUACAAGGCUACUGACACUCGGAACGAAGCUGUGUGUGAAUUCAAUGUCACUGUAAAAGAUCGAACAGAACCAGCAAUUCAGUGUCCUUCUGUAAUUCAAAGAGAUCUGGCUGGCAGCAAAAAUGAGUUUUUCAACUUAACUGAAGGCCUGCUGGUGUCCCACUCUCAGGACGGCAUGAUAAUGUUUAACCCCAUGGGUCCUUUGAAUCUAACAAUGGAAAGUGUGAUUCCUGUCCGGGCAAAAAUUACUAAACUGAAUGGUCUUUCCAAGGAAUGUGCUUUCUUAGUCAAUGCAAAGUCUUCGGUCUGCAUGAAUGAUUCGCUGGUCCCUCCUGAAAAUGGAAGAAUCGAAGAGUGUACUGGCGAUGGCAGCAGCCUGACUUGUAAAGAUGUCUGUGACAAGGGAUACCUAUUUCAAACUACCUCCAAUUCAACCAGCUACACCUGCAGUAAUGGAAUAUGGGAGACUAAAUUUCCAGUACUUCCAUGCAUCAAGUUGUCAGGCCCAACAUUUGACUUUGAUGUGACGUUACAGUACAUAUUCAAUGGCAGUAAAAUAACACAAUCAACACAAUCAACCAACUAUGACCCUGCAAUUUGCUUAGCUCAGCAUUCCAUUUCAUUGUCUCAGAUUUUGGCAAGCAAGAGUGCCUGUGGUUAUAGCAACUUCACAGCUGUAAAUGUUAGGAGAGUCCGUGAAAUUAGUUCAGACUCGGAUGAGCUGUUUUUUACACUUCAAGUGUUGACAACUCAAGCAAAUUCAGACAACAGUCUAGCAAACUGUGCAGUGACCUUAAAGGAUCAGUCUGCAAACUUAUUUGGUCCCACUAACCCUGCCACGGGCAACAGAACUUGUUUGUCACCGUGGAAUGUUGAUUCAAAUAGUGUGAUCAUCGUGACAAAGAAUAUGUCUUGUAGCAGUAACUCAACAAUGGUAAACUACGAUGGAAAAAAUUAUUGUUUACCUUGUGGCCCGGGAAUGUUUUUUAAUGGGAAGAACUGUGAAGGAUGCCAAGAUGGGUAUUACCAAGAGGAAACAGGCCAGGCAGCCUGUAAACAGUGCCCUGAUGGAGUUCUCACAUCUCACAAACCACGCACAAGGAAGAGUCAUUGCUAUGAACUCUGCCCUGGAGGAUUCAUCAGUACAACUGGCUACAUAGAAGACAACUGUACUGCAUGUCCUGAGAACCAGUUCAGCAUAUCAUCAAACUCUUGCCAACCAUGUCCAAAUAAUGGGUCUACAUUAGGAAAAUCAGGAGCAACAUCAGUGACUCAGUGUUCAGAACCAUGCCCAUCUGGCGAGUACUCAAUCACCGGCUACAAACCUUGCUAUCUUUGCCCUCAACAUUUUUUUAAUGACAUGUCAGCAGCAAGGAUGUGCAUGGAAUGUCCGACUGACACAUACACAGCAAUGAAUGGAUCCAAGUCCAGCUCAGACUGCCUAGAUGGAACCAACUUCUGCAACACUGUUGGUGCAAUGAAUAAUUCAUGUACAAUUCGUUAUCACAAGCCCAUGUGUGACUGUAAGCCAGGUUACUAUGGGAACACCUGCACAAAUAGCUGUGAUAUCUGCAAUUCUAAUCCAUGCUACAAUGAUGGCUUAUGUAAUGCAUCUGGGCUUAACUUUACAUGCAGUUGUAAAAUUGUAUUUGAAGGAGAACUGUGUGAAAAAGAUCUGAUAAACGAUUGCACUGAUAGCGUUUGUACCAGCAUAGACUUUUGCAUGGAUCUUGUUGGAGGCACUAAGUGCCAGUGUCCUCAAGAUGGAAAUUAUGACGGCAGAUGUGCAAAGCCAGACAAUCUGUGCCAGGGAAACAACUGCAGCCUUCACGGGACAUGUACCUCCUACGGCUCUGUACGUGCACUCUGUAUGUGUGACCCAGGGUACACAGGAGAUAGAUGUGAGACUAAUAUAAAUGAAUGUGCUUUAAAUGCAAAUGGCUGUUUGUACAAUGGCACUUGCCAGGAUGGAAGUGACACUUACAGCUGCUCCUGUGUAAAUGGCUUUUCUGGCAGUCACUGUGAAGUUCUGGCAGAUUUUUGUUUCCGCAACGACUGCAAAGUGGCAGAUGGAGGGAUCUGUACAAACGAUUAUCGUAAUUACACUGCCAGCUGUACAUGUGGACAGCAGUACAUGCCAGAUCCUCAGAAAUCUGCUGCAUGUGUUCCCAUACAGUACUGCAUGAGCAAUCCAUGUGUAAAUGGAACCUGCCAGGAUGUAUUCGGUGGGUUCAUAUGUAACUGCGAUGCUGGAUUUGAGGGUUCUCGCUGUCAACAUAACACUGAUAACUGUAUCAACAAUCCGUGCAAGAAUGGAGCCACUUGCAUUGACGGAGUGAACAGCUACAGUUGCCAGUGUCCCUCUGGUUUCAGAGGUGACUACUGUGAAGAAAAUAUAAAUGAUUGUACUGGGCAGUGUGUGCAGCAGAACUUAGAAUCUCCAUGCCAGGAUUUGAUUGACGACUAUCAGUGUAGUUGUAACUCUUCAUACACAGGAAAGAAUUGUUCUGAAAAUGUUGAUGAGUGUCUUGUUCGUGAGCCAUGUCGUCAUGGAGGCAACUGUUCCGACUCCCCAGGAGAUUACAGCUGUGCCUGCCCUGCUGGAUAUACAGGGAGAAACUGUGAUCAAGAAAUAAAUUACUGCAGUCCAAAUCCAUGCAAAAACAUGGGCACUUGCUACAAUCUUAUAGAUCGCUACUACUGCCA
Messenger RNA from Candidula unifasciata, 4709 nucleotides. The record is from the annotation of a GenBank genome assembly. Lineage: Eukaryota; Metazoa; Mollusca; Gastropoda; Stylommatophora; Geomitridae.